AACGAAGGAAGAUGGUUAAUUUAAUUUGGCCACACGCUAUCACCCUCAGGGGGGUACAAGUUCAGUCUAAAUAAAAACACAAGGGCUUUAGAAAGGGCGAAUCGGAGAGCUUUAAUGUCCGCGAUGUAUCGUCCAUAAUUGAUGUGUCAGGAGUCUGGAUCCAAACUUUUGUUGUGAUUCGUUUUAAAGCGGACGUGAGCCCAGACUGCUGGAAUCUGUCCUAUUCUUUGCCCUCUGAAUGGAAGUGCGUGCGCACGAUCUACCUAUCGCUAAGAUGCUCACGGAGUUGUUUGGACGAGAUGAUGUCGAUGCAACAGGUAGGCAUAUUGACAAGUCGGUUCAGAAAUGGAAUUUGGCGACGCAAAUAAUAUGCAUUUCUGCUAUGACAAUUUUCUUCGGGCUGCGCUCAUUCACACGCUUGGUUAUAAUGGACGGCUAUAGAAAAGAAGAUUGGCCUUGUCUAGGUGCUUGGUUUCUAGGUGUCUGCUACUCAAUUAUUGCGCUGAUCAUGGGUCAUUUUGGAGGCGGACUUCAUUAUGAUGAUGUACCUAUAUCGCAUCGCAUACCAUUCGAAAAGACGGUGUACGUGACAAUGGUUAUGUAUGGCCCGACCGCAUUUUUGACGAAGUUGUCCCUUCUAUGGAUUAUUGCACGAGUAUUCAGCCCUUAUCGCAAAACCGUUAUAUUCAUCUACGUUUUCCUGGCAGUUAUGCUUGCCUACUAUAUCCCGGCCGUCAUCGUCAAGAUCCGGAUUUGUGACCCAAUAUCAAAGUUCUGGGCCCCUGACACGGAGGGAUCAUGCUUGAAUCAGACAUCGAUCAUCCUUGCCGAUGCGGUUGUCAGUGUUGUUAGCGACAUAGCUAUCCUCAUUCUUCCCUUGCCUCUGACUUUGGGUUUACAAUUGCCUCUCAAGAAGAAGAUGAGGGUCAUUGGUAUUUUGGGAGCCGGAGGACUAGCGUGUGCAUCGAGUGUUAUCCGGCUGGUCCUCAUUGUUGUGACGGGACAGUCAAAGGAUGCGACGCUAGCUUUUAUGCGCAUCAACAUGUUUGGAAACGCUGAAAUAGCAAUUGGGGUUAUCUGUACCUGCUUACCCGCCCUUUCAGCUCUAGCCACUCAUACCCACCGCGAGUACCUGAGCAACAGAGACACGAGUCAUAAGAAUACCAACAGCUCACAAUACGAGCUCAGCAAAGUCAAGAACAGCCGACCCAGUCGCACCCCGAUGACCUUGACGGAGAUUGAAUCGGAUCAGGAUAUCCUCAUCCCCAAUGCUCAAGAAGCGCCAAGGAUCGAGACGACGGUACGAGGCGACCCAGACCGACGGAAGAACGAAGAGCCUAUGGGCAUCAUGCGGACAGUGGAUGUGUCGACCACUGUGACAACGCGAUACGUCGAGAAUGAAUGAUUGGCAAAUGCGUGCUGGUAUGACGGCGUUCUGGUAGCAUGGUUAUUUUGGGCUUCGGGUGAUUUCCUCGAACAUUCGGCUAGGUGUUCUGUUGACAUCGAUGCAUAUGUAUAGCGUAUAUACCUAUAAUGACAAUGGGGCUAGUGUCCUUCAUCUUUGAAGUGCUAUUCAAUGUUGGUAAACAGUCAGAUGAUGGCUGGGCGCGUUCCGGUGUCUGCGAGGAGAUACGCGUGAGCCUCGCACGUUAUUGCGUCAAUUGAGUAGCAAUGCCGAAGAUUUGGACCCACAAUAUGCCGCAAAGCUUGUCUGAUCAUGAC
Aspergillus sclerotioniger CBS 115572 is the source of this 1722-nucleotide messenger RNA. Its product is annotated as putative integral membrane protein. The coding region runs from base 239 to 1405 and encodes 388 amino acids. The transcript has 6 exons. The record is from RefSeq and is a predicted model, not a curated record. NCBI's taxonomy places the organism in Eukaryota, Fungi, Ascomycota, Eurotiomycetes, Eurotiales, Aspergillaceae.